GUCGGCACUCUCACAGGAAAACGCAAGAGGUAGAAUAACAAGUGUCAAAACAGAAGCACCAAGAAGAUGCUGGGAAUAAAAAAGAACACGACCCGUAAAAAGGUGUAUAAACAUUCCAGUUGUGUUAAGUUUCAUUCAACCGACUGCAGUUGUGUAAGACUACUGGCACGUUUCCUGACUAAAAAACAUUGACUAUGUAGUGUGUUUUGGACUUUAUUUCGGUAGAAUUCGGUGAAUGGUUUCCAUCCCACCACAGAACCAUUAUUAGACAGUUUCCAUACACAAAUUCAAAUAAAACCAUUCAAUCCAUUAGAAUAUUUCUCAUUUUUAUUUUCAGAAGGGUUGCCCAAAUCUGCACGCACCCGUCAUUACAUUUAAUAAAUGCCGGUAAAUAAGAUCUAGGCUAUAUUUAUCUGCGCUUUAACAGCGAGACGAAGUUUCCUUAUGACAUUUCCCCCAUCAUUUCCAAGCUAAGGAACAUUUAGUUUCGCUCUGAACACGAUUUCUUGUAAAUCGUUUCUGGGUUUCAUUUUGACUCGGACGAUGAUAAAAAGCGGGAAUCCCCUUGUAAAGACGCGUAUAUAAACACAACCUGUUCCUGGAGUCUGCACAAACUACCGCCGAAGCUCCGGCAGCGCGCAGCGAUCUUCUGAGCCUUCUACGCACGAACUUACCAUUGGUCAUUUUUGUGCCAUAUUCACAUGCAGACCGAACCACUCACUGCAGACUCGUUACAGUCUGGAUAAUUGAAAAUCCAUGAUUUGUUUGUCAAUUGGUUUCCAAGUGAAAGCAACUUGGUUGUUAGCUAUUGAAUGAACUAGUCCUUUAAGUCAUUGAAACGCUCAUAGUCCGCAGGAAUGAUAAAACUUCCGUGACUGGUGGAUCGCAUCGCUUUCGUUUUCUCCGUGUGAUAUGGGCUAUAUGGCUUCACCGCGUGCUCUGCGUUUGGACCGAGCGGAGAGGAUCAUGCACCGAAAGGAGGGGCCUUCUCGGUUCCCACAUGACGACUACAAGUGACAGUCAUUCUGGUUUGAUUGCAUUCAUCGUUAGUAAAUCAUGCCAGUUCCAGAACAGCCCGCUGAAGCCGAGAAGGCCACCAUGUUGAGCCCAGGGCUAAGUGCUUCUAACGGAGAUGGACCUGAAACAGAGACCACCUCUGCCAUCUUGGCAUCCGUCAAAGAGCAAGAGCUUCAGUUUGAAAGAUUAACUCGAGAGCUGGAGGCGGAGCGUCAGAUAGUUGCUACUCAAUUGGAGCGAUGCAAACUGGGAUCUGAGAAAGGCGGCAGCAUGACCAAUAUCAGUUCAGUGGAUGAUCAGUAUCGCUGGAAUACUCAAGACGGGCAGAAAGACAUUGAGGAAGAACUGAAUACAGGUCUGGAAUUGGUGGAUUCGUGUAUCCGUUCCCUGCAUGAGUCUGGAAUAUUGGAUCAUCAGGAAUACACCACAGCUGAUAGACCGAGUCUGCUUUCUCAGAGCUCACUGCAGCUCAGCUCGAACCCAGAGGGCUGUCUCCAGUAUUCCUCCAGCUACCAUAGUAACCAGACUCUGGCCCUGAGCGACUGCUUAACCACACCAAAAUCUCAGCCGCCUCAGCCUCCUCCACGCUCCAGCGGCCAGCCCGGGGGAGCCGUGCACAGCUACAAUCAGGUGACAUCUAACCGUGCGGCCCAGCUCGCGGCGGGUGACUCACAGACCCAGAGUCAUGGCAGUACCCUGCUGUCCGAUUCCCAGCAGCCCACUGCAGCGUCCGGUUCGGGCCUGUACUACUCCAGCUCCACUCUACCUGCCCAGCGCAUCAGCUCGCCCAUGAACUCAAUGCAGACCGCGGCAGCAAGCGGAUCCCCGACCAAACUGCAGCGUCUGGGUUCGGCCUCCGACACGCCCGGAUACGCCACCACCCAGCGCCUGCCCUCCACUUCCUCAUCGGCCUCCCCUAAGCCUUCACCUCGGAGACUUGCGAAAUCCUAUAGCAGUAGUUCACCUAUCAAUGCGGUGGGCAUCGGAGGAUCGCCCGGCGCGCACACUUCGGGCUCUCCUAUACGGCUAGCGUCUCCACCUAAUAACGCGUCGCCCAUCUACCAGCAGCUGCAGUCGGCAGGAGUGUCCACGUACGCCACUCUCACGCCCACCAAAAGACUCGUGCACUCAUCUGAUCAGUACAAGAUAUCCCACGAUCUGUACGCAACGGCUACUUUACAGAGACCUGGCAGCCUUGCUGGAUCUCGAGGUUCCUACAGCGGUCAGCACGCCCACCUGGCCCCCGAACUGAGGCCCCUGCAGUCCCCCGAGCAUCACAUUGACCCUAUAUAUGAGGAUAGAGUAUAUCAGAAAGUCCCGAUGAGAAGUCUGAGCCAGAGUCAGGGAGAAGCGCUCCCUCCAGGCCAUACUGGAGCCUACCGGAAUAACACAGCCCCAUCCUCCCCUGGUGUUGACUCCGUACCCUUGCAGCGAACAGGAAGUCAAAAUGCCACAGGGACGUUUCCUCGGGGUGGCUACUCCUCCGGCCAGGGCGCCAACUAUGCUGACUCUUACCGCACCUUGCCAUACUGCUCGUCCGUGGAGUCACCCUACAGCAAGUCGGGUCCUGCCCUGCCACCAGAGGGCAACCUGGCACGCUCUCCCUCUAUAGACAGCAUACAGAAGGAUCCCAGGGAGUUCGGCUGGCGAGACCCGGAGUUGCCCGAAGUCAUUCAGAUGCUACAGCACCAGUUUCCUUCGGUUCAGUCGAACGCAGCGGCGUAUCUGCAGCAUCUGUGCUUCGGAGACAACAAGAUUAAAGCCGAGAUACGGAGGCAAGGUGGCAUCCAGCUAUUGGUGGACCUGUUGGAUCACAGGAUGGCUGAGGUACACAGAAGCGCCUGCGGUGCCCUGAGGAACCUUGUGUACGGAAAGGCCAACGAUGAUAAUAAAAUCACCCUUAAGAACUGCGGAGGCAUCCCUGCACUGGUACGCCUGCUCCGGAAGACCUCGGACGUGGAGGUCAGAGAACUAGUUACAGGUGUUUUGUGGAACCUGUCAUCAUGUGAUGCUCUGAAGAUGCCUAUAAUCCAGGACGCUCUGGCAGUGUUGACCAACACAGUGAUUAUACCCCAUUCCACCUGGGACGUCUCUCCACACCAGGAGGACCGCAAACUACAAAUGCACACUUCCCAAGUCCUUCGAAAUGCCACAGGCUGCCUGAGGAAUGUAAGUUCGGCAGGGGAGGAAGCUCGGAGGCGGAUGAGAGAAUGUGACGGCCUGACUGACACGCUGCUUUUUGUCAUCCAGACUUCACUCGGAAGCAGUGAGAUUGAUAGCAAGACCAUAGAAAACUGUGUAUGCAUCUUGAGGAACCUCUCGUAUCGGCUAGCAGCUGAAACGUCUCAGGGACAGCAGAUGGGGACAGAAGAGCUGGAUGGUCUCCUGUGCAGCGACUCCGGAGGAAAGGACGGAGAGACCUCGGGCUGCUGGGGGAAGAAGAAGAAAAAGAAGAAGUUCCAGGAUCAGUGGGAUGGUGUCGGCCCGUUGCCAGACACUGCCGAGCCCCCCAAAGGGAUUCAGAUGUUGUGGCAUCCUUCGAUAGUAAAGCCCUACCUCACCCUGCUGUCUGAGUGCUCAAACCCUGACACGCUGGAAGGGGCCGCCGGGGCAUUGCAGAACCUGGCUGCAGGAAGCUGGAAGUGGUCUGUAUACAUCCGUGCAGCAGUGAGGAAAGAAAAGGGUCUGCCCAUCCUCGUGGAGCUACUGAGGAUAGACAACGACCGCGUGGUGUGUGCGGUCGCCACCGCGCUCAGAAACAUGGCCUUGGACGUCAGGAAUAAAGAGUUAAUCGGUAAGUACGCAAUGCGAGACCUCAUCCAUCGCCUGCCAGGCGGAAGUAAUGCUACCGGGGGCACUGCCAACAGCACAGCGGGUAAAACCAUGUGCGACGACACGGUUACAGCUAUAUGCUGCGCCCUGCACGAGGUCAUCACCAAGAAUAUGGAGAACACCAAGGCCUUACGAGACACGGGUGGCAUCGAGAAGCUCAUCGGUAUUGCUCGGAGUAAAGGAGACAAACACUCACCUAAAGUAGUGAAAGCAGCUUCUCAGGUUCUCAGCAGCAUGUGGCAGUACCGAGAUCUCCGGAGCCUUUAUAAAAAGGAUGGUUACUCACAGUAUCACUUUGUUGGCUCUGCCUCAACAAUAGAGAGAGACAGACAGAGACCGUACUCAUCCUCACGUACUCCGUCUGUAUCCCCGGUCCGGAUGUCCCCCAACAACCGAUCUGCCAGCGCCCCUGCCUCACCCAGAGAGAUGAUCAGCCUCAAGGACAGGAAGAGCGACUACGACUCCACUGGAACCAACGCCGGUUACCAUGGAAACAAAGGAGAGCACACUUCCAGAAAAGACACAAUGGCAGUUCAAACCUCCUGUGGAAUAUCCACAUUGUUCCGGAACUCAUACGAUACUUCAAAUGAAGAGAUCAAACACAACCAGGUCCCGGCACCACCCGCACCCCAGGAGCCCCCACGCAAAGACUACGAGGCAUAUCCUAUCUACCAAAACUCCACUAGGAACUUUGAGGAGCCAUUUUUUGAAGAUCCGGUCCAUCGUGCCCCUCCCACCACUGAUAUGAAUAUGCACCUGGGACUCAAGUCCACCGGAAAUUACGUGGACUUCUAUUCCGCUGCCCGCCCCUAUAGUGAACUCAACUACGAAACAAGUCACUACCCCGCCUCUCCGGACUCUUGGGUUUAGGACUUCACGAACCCGAGGGUCCUGCGGACGGGAGGCGCGGCAUGUGGAGAGGCCGGGAAACUGCAUGUGCAUGCAUAUCACAAAACAUUUCUCAGCAAGUUUUGUUCGUCUAAGCUGGUUCCAUGGUGAAUGUGAGCAAGAAGAGAGAGAGAUGGAGAGAGAGCUGAUGGAGAGAGAGAGGAGACGCAGAUAAAACAAAUCCUUGAGGAGAGACAGAGAAAGAAUGCAUGAGAGAUGAAAAAAGCACAUAUUUUAAAGGAAGCAAAAGCUUAACCUUUGGAGUAGCGUGUGGGUUUGAAAAGUGUAGGUUAUUAAAGAAAGUGCACAAGUAUAGUAUAGGAAGGGAGGGGUAUGUAAGCACAAGAAAAUCAAGUUAGUAUGAGGUACGGAAACAGCUUGUCACCCUUUCGAAACGUCCUUUUCAUUUGAUGUCAUGCAAAGGAUCUUGACUAGUAAGAAAUAUUCGUUUUCUCCAUGGUUUUUCCUCUAUUUUUGCUUAAUUUUUUAUUUGAUCUUUUUUAAUUUGUUGAUGUAAAGUAUUUGGUGUACAUUAAAGAAAUGCAUUACACAAGUGCAUUGUGUAGAAAUUACACAGACCACCUGGAUCUUCCUGUGGUUUGGAUGUCGUUUUACAGUUCAAAGAAAAACAACAAAAAAAACUCCUUUCCCCGGAUGUUUAAAGCGCGAGGAUGUGUAAGCCAGUGUUGUUCAUUCUAAAAAUGUGAAAAUGUUUGUGGAAACUAUCGCAGAUCAAAAGCAGUUCAAGACCAGAGCAUCAUUCCACACUUCUCCUCAAUGAAGUGCUUUCUCACUGCCUAAAAGAAUCAAUGUUUGGUUUUUUUUCCUAAACUUGGUGUGGAAGUCAAAUUGUCAUCCAUAUUUGUCUUGUUUUAGACCUCUACUUGAGUUCUCUGUGCUAAAUAAUUGAUAUGAUAACUAACAUGGUGCCAAAUUUUACCUCUCUUAGAUCAGCACUGGAGACAUUUUUAGGUUACUAGUUCUUUCUUCGAUUUGUACCUGCUUUUUUUGUUCUCAAGUGUGUUUUUCUGGAAUUAAGCUAUACGUCUAAAAAACACUGGAGGGCAAAAUGUUUGCAAGCUUAAUUCCCUCCAAAGAUGUACAAAACCUGUCUCUCGAUGUUAGUUGAGUGUGUGCUGUAUGUCAGUCAGUGUUUGGUUUGAGAGCUUUUGUUUCUGACAGGUGACUUUCGUUUGACAAAAGGUAAUGAACUGCUACGCCGAAAUGUUAAUAGAGAAUGAUAAAUAUAUAAAUAUGAAUAUACAUAUAAAUAUAGAUCUAUAUCAUUUUUAUGUGCAGAUGUCAGUGUCUGAAAGCAACAAAGCAGAAAAAGACUUGUACAAAUCGAUUCUGUUUUCCUUUAUGUCAAACAGAGAAAAGAAAAUGAAACUUGAAAUGUUGACUUGGUCCAAGUUGUGUUGUUAAGCUACAUAGAUAAUCACGCUGGAUUUGGAUGAUGUUCUGAUGUCAGAACAAUAAACUACUCUUUGCGAUUUAGAGAUGGUUUUAAUGCGCAAAUUCAUUUCAUUUCAGUUUUUUGUGUUUAGAUAUCUAUUGACAGCACGGUAUACAUUGCAUGCGUAUAAACUUUUGGAUAUUUCCGAAGGUGGAUCACAUCAAGCUUCUCUCUGGAUACCCAGAAUUCCUUGUCACUCUAAACCUUCAUCCCCUCCAGCUAGGUGCAGAAUUGUCAAAGCCACAGCCGUCCAAAUGUUCUAUCACCGUGAUAUGGCACGUUCCCUUGGAAACCGAAAAACACAAGCCAGACGUGCCGGUCUUGAAUCCCUCCUAUAAUCCAUUGCUCAGAACUGAGCACAGUUUCAAAGCGUUACAUUCCCAGCAGGCUUUGCAUGUUGUCCAACAAGACGUGUCUCGCUCCCUAACCAUUCACACAUGGGCACGCACACACAAAGGCAGGGAGCCUGUACCUGUUAUCGCUCCUAUCAAGAGAUUGUCAACAUGAAGUGUGUCAUGUGAUGAGAGCGCUUUGAGCUCCUCUCUCAUGUGGCGGCUCAUGCCUGCUGAGGCAUUAUGGGGAUUAAGAAUCAGACACCUUAAAUGUAGUCUUUUGCGACGGGCUGUAGCUCUUGGUCGCCUGCUGUAAGCUGUAUUGCCAAUUACUUUUGUGCGUUGUGUGAGUUUUUACCCUCAGCUUUACGUGGCCUCAUUACAGAAGCAAACAGGAACGUCCAGAGAUGUUGUGAGAGUUCGAGGAUUUUGUAAAGCGUGAUUACCAGGCCAUCAGAAUUCAUAAAUACAUUUCUGUGGUCAAAAUAAAUCAUUAAUCUGAUCUGGAAUGUUAAAUGUGCAAACUUUCUUUCGAGACAGCAUGUUAACAUAUCAGUCGAUUGAUUAAGACAAUCUAUUACUGUACCUUUAUCAAAUAGAGUUUUUAAAUAUCCGUAUCCAGCAAACAUAAAUGACUGAAACAUAAA
Messenger RNA from Triplophysa rosa, 7172 nucleotides. RefSeq names its product catenin (cadherin-associated protein), delta 2a (gene ctnnd2a). Gene Ontology annotation, molecular function: cadherin binding. Gene Ontology annotation, cellular component: cytoplasm; postsynaptic density; plasma membrane. Gene Ontology annotation, biological process: cell-cell junction assembly; cell-cell adhesion; dendritic spine morphogenesis. The transcript is spliced from 22 exons. Bases 1057 to 4719 code for a protein of 1220 amino acids. The record is from RefSeq and is a predicted model, not a curated record. NCBI's taxonomy places the organism in Eukaryota, Metazoa, Chordata, Actinopteri, Cypriniformes, Nemacheilidae.